Mesocricetus auratus (golden hamster) is the source of this 684-nucleotide messenger RNA. Its product is annotated as keratin-associated protein 9-1-like. Lineage: Eukaryota; Metazoa; Chordata; Mammalia; Rodentia; Cricetidae. Gene Ontology annotation, cellular component: keratin filament. The transcript is spliced from 3 exons. The record is from RefSeq and is a predicted model, not a curated record. Bases 1 to 684 code for a protein of 227 amino acids.
AUGACCAACUCCUGCUGCUCCCCUUGCUGCCAGCCUACUUGCUGUAGGACCACCUGCUGCAGGACCACCUGCUGUAAGCCAACCUGUGUGACCAGCUGCUGCCAGCCAUGCUGCCAGCCAAGCUGCUGUGUAAGCAGCUGCUGCCAGCCCUGCUGCAAGCCCAGCUGCUGUGAAACCACCUGCUGCAGGACCACCUGCUGUAAGCCAACAUGUGUGACCAGCUGCUGCCAACCCUGCUGCCAGCCCAGCUGCUGUGUAACUACCUGCUGUAGGACCACCUGCUGUAAGCCAACCUGUGUGAGCAGCUGCUGCCAGACCACCUGCUGUAAGCCAACAUGUGUGAGCAGCUGCUGCCAUCCCAGCUGCAAUGAAACCACCUGCUGCAGGACCACCUGCUGUAAACCAACCUGUGUGACCAGCUGCUGCCAGCCAUGUUGCCAGCCCAGCUGCUGUGAAACCACCUGCUAUAGGACCACCUGCUGUAAGCCAACAUGUGUGAGCAGCUGCUGCCAGCCCUGCUGUCAGCCCAGCUGCAAUGAAACCACCUGCUGUAGGACCAUUUGCUGUAAGCCAACCUGUGUGACCAGCUGCUGCUACACACCCUACUGCCAACCUAGCUGCUGUGAGUCCAGCUGCUGCCAGCCAUGCUGCUGCCCAACCUGCUGUGAAAACACCUGCUGCUAG